UUUUGGGUAGACCUGCAUCAUGUCUGUUAGCAUGUUAAUAAGUGUUGUUAUUUUGAUUAAUUGUGGAAACAACAUGAAGGAUGGAGAACUGCUGCUGCAUGUGGCCCUGCUGGCUGCUAUGCCUGCCCUUGAUCGCUGGAGGGCAGCAGGGCCCAACAUUUCACCCCUGCGCUUGCCCACAGCAGGGCAGCAGCACUCCAGGCACCAUCUUCACCAGCCAUGUGCAGCAGCAGGAGAGUAGAAGCAUGUGCCCAGGGGCCUUUUGUAGAGAAUCAUUUAGAAAGAAAACCAACAAUGAAGCCCUUUGUGCAAGGACAAGGCUGAGAAGAGUCCACCUCUUAGAAGACCAUGGUAAAGAGAGUGGCAAUUGUUGGAGCUGGUGUCAGUGGAUUGGUGUCUGUAACAGGGAAAGGACAGCUCCGUUUCUUUGAUGCUACAAAGUUGCAAGUACAGCGUGGCAGGCGAGCCCCAGGGGAGAGAGAUUUCGUUAUUCACCCCCACCUGGCCACAGUGUCCAUUAAGUGCUGUCUGGAGGAGGGGCUUCAGCCCACCUGCUUUGAAAAAAGCAAUGACUUUGGGGGACUCUGGAGGUUCACAAUAAGUGAACACAGUGAAGAUGGAAAGCCAAGCCUGUACAAAUCUAUGGUCAGGAACUCCUGCAAGGAGAUAUCAGCCUUCUCAGACUUCUCCUGUCCGGAGCAUUUUCCAAACUAUCUGCCCAACUCCAACUUCUUUGAAUACCUGAAGCUGUAUGCAAUGCAUUCUGACCUUGUGAAGCACAUCCAGUUCAAAGUGAGCUACAGAAUCAUAAAGAAAUGCUCAGAUUUCUCUACCACCAGCCAAUGGGAUGUUGUCACAGAGUCCAACGGGAAGCAGGGGUCAUCUGUCCUUGAUGCUGUUAUGGUUUGCAUUGGAUACCUUUCAGAGUCUUUCCUCCCACUGGAAUCUUUCCAUGGCCUGUGUCAGUUGCUUCCAGUGAACACCAUGGUGAAAGAGAUCAAAGAGAAAAAGCAGAAAAAAAUUGCUGGUCGGUUUCUCCUCUGAUGAAGUUCUAAAAACAAAUUAUCUUGUCUACGUUGAUGAACUUCCCUCUUUCAUUGGCUCAACCCCCAAUUUAUUGGCCCUGUUCUUCAAGGACCCCAAACUGGCC
Messenger RNA from Alligator sinensis (Chinese alligator), 1150 nucleotides. RefSeq names its product dimethylaniline monooxygenase [N-oxide-forming] 1-like. The record is from RefSeq and is a predicted model, not a curated record. NCBI's taxonomy places the organism in Eukaryota, Metazoa, Chordata, Crocodylia, Alligatoridae. The coding region runs from base 349 to 1044 and encodes 231 amino acids. The transcript has 8 exons. Gene Ontology annotation, molecular function: NADP binding; flavin adenine dinucleotide binding; N,N-dimethylaniline monooxygenase activity.